CUCUCUUUUUUUAAAUCCUCUUUUCCUUUUUAUUCCUCUUCAAUUAUUUAUUUACUAAAUAAUAUAUAUAUACACACGCACGCGGAUAUUUACACGCGAAGUUGUUUUGCUAGCUUAUCAUUUACUCUCAAAUUUCUAAUUACGCAGCCUUAGCUUUAUCGCUUGCAUCUCUCUUAGCAGCUCUAGUAAUUAAUCAGUUGUUUAUAAAUGGUUAUGGAUCCCGGCUACAAUGAUACGUCUGGUGCUAUAAAUGAUUUCGAUUUCGGAGAUGAGAUGAUUUUACCUGGUUUUGAUCAGUCCACAAAUAUUGUGAAUGGGUUUAAGCUUAAUGAUGAUUAUGUAGAUCUUAGUUUCUUGGAUAUUCCUGACCGUCCGGUUGAGCAUCGUCCGGGUUAUGCUAAUAAUAACUCGUCUUCUGGGAGUUCUGAAGUGAAUUCUCCGGAUGAGUUUUCGGAUGGUGUGCUCAAGUUUCUUAAUCAGAUACUUAUGGAAGAGAAGAUUGAUGAGAAGCCGUCUAUGUUUCAUGAUCCUCUGGCUUUACAAGAGGCUGAGAAGUCUUUUUAUGAAGUUCUUGGCAAGCAAUAUCCUCAGCAGACUUUUCAGCCCCCAGCUGAUAUUUAUCAAAGUGUUGAAAGUGUGAGUGAUUACUUUGCUGGAAGCUCGAGUGAGGCCAGUACUAGCAGCGGUAAUAGUGUUGGGAAUAAUCACUAUGAGCAUUCUCAGUGGGCUGGUGAUUCUCUAGAUUUGAGAUCAUCGAUUCAGCACAAUCAACCAUCACAAUACUUAUCUUUUUCCAACAUGGAGAGCAGGCCAGAGCGGACAGUAGCUUCAGAAAACAGCUUCAAUAACAAUAUUAAUGGCUCAAUGGACUAUUCGAUGAGUACCCAUGUCAUUUCAAAUAUCUUUAAUGACAAAGAUUCUAUGUUGCAGUUCAAGAAAGGAAUGGAGGAAGCUAGUAAAUUCCUUCCUAGCAUUCCUCAGAUAGUUGUUAACUUGGAUAACUAUGCUUUACCUUCAGACACGAAAGAAGGGCAUCCUGCAGUUCAAGUGAAGGUCGAAAUGGAUGAAAUCUCACCGAGCAGCUCAAGGGGGAGGAAGCAGUAUCAGCGUCAGGAUAGUUUGUCGGAAGAGGAUGAGAGGAGCAGCAAACAGAUGGCAGUUUAUGAGGAAGAAGUUGAGUUAUCAGAAAUGUUUGAUAAAGUUUUGUUAUUGGGACCAUCAUGUGGCAAGGAAGAACCAAUUGAAGGAAGCGCAGUUGCGCAUCUUGAUAAUGUUACAACCCGUGGAGCAAAAGGGGCCAAGAGUCGUUCUGUGAAUAUAGACAAUAAUACUGAAUCUGUAGAUCUGAGGACUCUUCUGAUCAGUUGUGCACAAUCUGUUGCUGCUGAUGAUCGAAAGACUGCAUAUGAACAAUUAAAGCUGAUUAGACAGCACGCAUCUGCCUCUGGAGAUGCAUCUCAAAGACUGGCUGUUAUCUUUGCAAAUGGCCUUGAGGCGCGUAUGGCUGGCACUGGUACUCAGUUAUAUGCAGCAUUAUCAUCCAAGAGGAUCUCGGCUAUAGAGAAGUUGAAAGCAUUCCAAGUAUACCUCUCAGCCUGCCCGUUCACGAAGAUAUCAGUUUUCUUUGCAAAUAAUAUGAUUAUGGACAUGGCAUCAAAUGCUUCAACACUUCACAUUAUUGAUUUUGGCAUUCAGUAUGGAUUUCAGUGGCCUGUUUUUAUCCAAAUUCUCUCAAGAAGACCUGGGGGACCACCGAAGCUUCGUAUCACUGGAAUAGAAUUGCCCCAACCUGGUUUCAGGCCAGCGGAAUAUAUGGAGGCGACAGGGCGUCGUUUGCGAAGUUAUUGUGAGCGUUUUAAUGUUCCCUUUGAGUACAAUCCCAUAGCGACUCAAAACUGGGAGACAAUAACUGUGGAGGACCUCAAGGUUGACAGCAACGAAUUUGUUGCCGUUAAUUGUUGUUUGCGGUUUAGAAACCUACUUGAUGAGACUGUUGUGGUGAAUAAUCCAAGGGAUGCUGUUCUUAAAUUAGUGAGGAAGGUAAACCCAAAUAUAUUUGUGCAGGCUGUUGUUAACGGGUCCUAUAGUGCAUCAUUCUUUGGCACAAGGUUCCGAGAGGCACUCUUCCACUAUUCUGCAUUGUUUGAUAUAUUUGAUACUACUAUACCUCGUGACGAUCCACAAAGGUUGAACUUUGAGAGAGAAUUUUGUGGGCGUGAGGUCAUGAAUGUUGUUGCAUGUGAGGGUGUAGAAAGGGUUGAAAGGCCCGAGACAUAUAAGCAGUGGACGGUCCGCAAUAAUAAGGCAGGUUUUAAAAUUCUUCCAUUAGACCGGAAACUCCUUAAGAAGCUAAGUUAUAAGGUAAGGGCAGGCUAUCACAAAGAUUUUGUUUUUGAUGAUGAUGGUCAGUGGAUGGUGGUUGGGUGGAAAGGUAGAAUUCUCUAUGCCACUUCUGCUUGGGUGCCCGCGUGAAGUACUUAUAUUGCAAUUGAAAACAACAAGAGUUUACCAUGGAAGUCUUGAUUACUUGUCAAAUCGAACACAUCAAGUACUUCAAACUCUCAGACUAUAUUGUCUCAGAACUUUCACUCUCCUUGAAUGACAAAAUUAGGCACAACAAUCUAAAGCCUACAUCAUUUGUGAAUCCCGACUGAAGGAUGAAUAAUGAUCUUGUGAAUGCCACGGCAAAUUAAUCUUGGUGCGGGACAGGCUUGUUAUCCAGUUGGUUUUGCUUGUUCAGCAACUUUAGCAUCUGACCCUUCUAAAACUGGUUGUUUUGAAGGUGACCUGGUCGGAGUUAAGUGAAACGGAGUUAUGUCCAUGUAUCCCGGUCUUCACGAUAUUUCUAGGACUCCUAAUUAGAUGGUUGAAGAUGCUAAGUAACAUAAGUCCGCCUUCUUGGCUUAAUGCUUUACCUACAUUUUUGUUUCUAAAUUAUGAUACUCUCGCCAUUUUUGUUUUCCAUAUAUGAUAGCUAGAUAGCGUCGCCAUCAUUCAACAGGUCAUUGUUGUAGUGUAGUAUGUGAUCUUCACAUGCAGUUGUAGUAGACUUGUAGUUUUAUAGAUUAUAUGCCUAGUUUCAGAAUGAUUCCAACUU
Messenger RNA from Daucus carota subsp. sativus, 3097 nucleotides. Its product is annotated as scarecrow-like protein 14. NCBI's taxonomy places the organism in Eukaryota, Viridiplantae, Streptophyta, Magnoliopsida, Apiales, Apiaceae. Gene Ontology annotation, cellular component: nucleus. The transcript has 2 exons. The record is from RefSeq and is a predicted model, not a curated record. Gene Ontology annotation, molecular function: sequence-specific DNA binding; DNA-binding transcription factor activity. Gene Ontology annotation, biological process: regulation of DNA-templated transcription. The coding region runs from base 208 to 2472 and encodes 754 amino acids.